Messenger RNA from Solanum verrucosum, 786 nucleotides. RefSeq lists its product as uncharacterized. Bases 17 to 454 code for a protein of 145 amino acids. The transcript is spliced from 6 exons. The record is from RefSeq and is a predicted model, not a curated record. NCBI's taxonomy places the organism in Eukaryota, Viridiplantae, Streptophyta, Magnoliopsida, Solanales, Solanaceae.
AGAUUCUGUAGAAUUGAUGAUGACAAAUGAACCAUCUUCUAGAAGAGACAAAGAAUCUUAUAACAAAAUGAACAAAAAUAGUUUUAGUAAUAUGAGAUGUCCACAUUGCACCGGUCCUCUUUCUAAGGAGAUGGAGACAAGCGAGUGGACAGUUCCGCCUCUAAUCCGGGAUAGCUUUUCUAUGAUUGGUUCUGCAGUUGGUGGUACUACAAGUGCAUUCUAUGGCUUCAACCAUGUGAUGCCGAUUGUCAGAAGGUGGGUUAAAGGACCUAUGUGGUUGCAUUUCCUUGUUGGUGCUCCUCCUGUGAUUGUUUUCUCAUCUGCAUGUGCAGGGCUAGCAGGUGGUGCUGUUCCAGCAUUUGCACAGCUAGCAUCUUCUUCUUACCAUGCUGUGAUCUCAUCUUCCACAUUACCACCUACAGCCUCACAAGAUGAAAACAUGAGAAAAUUUUGAACUUCCUCAACUUUGUAGCUUAAACACUGAGAGGAAAUGUUUUUACUAUCAGGAAUCUUGUGCCUUCUGCGGGAUCAUCUCCUAGUUCGCGACAUUCUGUCCUCUCCUGUUUACUUGCUCCGGUUGUGUUUAAGUCUGCUUUUGUCUAGUGAAAUUAGUCAAGUUGCACGUAAGCUGGUCAGACAUUACAGAUGUCUACUUCUGCUUCUGUCUGAUGUUUUUUUUUCUUUCGAGAAUAUAUUACUUGUCCAUGUCAUUGAGUUUGUUUAUUUUGUAAAUUCCAAUCUUAUUAUUUCAGUGAUGGUAGAAAUUUUACACAGUUUUUUGAGGAA